GGGUAGCCCAUGGACCGGUCCGUAGGGUAGUCCGCGGACCCGGUCCGUUGUCGGGGUCCGCAGACCGGGGGUCAGUAUUUUCGGGUUACCCGGGAGCAAAAGAAAAAAAAUAUUUGAAAUAGCGAGGUUCAAAAUAACUGGUCAGCAUUUAAUAUGAAAAUAACAACUAAUACUAGUUAAUGUUCACUGAAAAUAUACAGAACGUUUUUCCUUGCACGUAAGGUCCUUACGCCACGAAGGGCAGAUGGUCUCGCUUUCAUGUUACUUCCGGUCUACAGGUUCCAAAAUGGCGGACAGUCAACACGAGGAAGUGUUGUUCGGAGAAAACAUUGACAAGAGUCUGUUUGAGGAAAACAUGGUUAAGAUUGCUCAGCAUUUGCGAAGACAAGGUAAAAGUGUCUUCGAUUUAGAAGCAGCCAAAAGAGAGAUGUCGCCAGAAAAAGAUAAAUAUGUUUUCAUCACAAUAUUCAAAGGCCAUGCAUCGAUCGUUGUUGUUGAUAAAGAACUGUUCGAUACUCUUUUAUUUCCGCCUGUUUGGGGACAGAUGAUAGAUGGGCCUGCUCUCACAUUCAGGGAGGACAGCGAAGCUGCUAAAAGAAUGGCUACCACCAUACCACUACAGCAAUAUCACGUUUGCCUGGAUGACUCCAGCACUAAGUAUAUUUUGGCUCGUAAUAUGUACUACAUGAUCUGGUUGCAGAAAUCCCGGAGUUUCUAUGUUGGCGAGACUGCCAUGGCGUACUUCUAUCUUCAGUUGCUCUGCCUUACUGUAGUUCCACCGCGGUAUCGGUUGAUCAUUGACGACUGUUUAGAGUUUGCUAAACGAUUUGCCAGAGAAAUAGCGGUUAGAGAGAACGGACUAAGGGAGACAGAAGUUCGAGUGUUGUACAGGACUCUGUCAGUGUCUGAGGACUACACAAGCGCUGCAGUUGAGCAGGCAUCUCGAAACAAUCCAACAAGUGGAUUAACUGGAGCUUUCUCUUACUUUAUGAGUCUCAGACUGGAAAGAUUUCUACUUGCCCUUGUUGUAGCGAUGCUCGCGAUCGCAGUGUUUCGGUAUGUUUUUAAAUAACCAGAUACUAAACUGCUGUUGAGUGGCGAAAGACAAGUCUACAAGUACAAGAACAACUUCCGGGUUUAAAAAAGGCGAUCAAACACUUCCGGUUUAACUUUGUAAGAUAUAAUCGACAUUUUAUGUGUUGUUGCAGAGAGAAACUUUCUGGACUGUUAACACUUGUAGUUGAAAAAACAACUAUUCAGGAAAGAGUUUUAUGGCAGAAUUUACUCUUGUUUUAACUUUUUAGGACAUUCAUUUUACCAUUCUAUUGCGAUAGAUCGUUUUCACGUGACGUCAUCAAAUUCCAAAAUCCAAAACUCAAGAGCCAC
Messenger RNA from Orbicella faveolata, 1386 nucleotides. RefSeq lists its product as uncharacterized. Lineage: Eukaryota; Metazoa; Cnidaria; Anthozoa; Scleractinia; Merulinidae. The record is from RefSeq and is a predicted model, not a curated record.